AUGCCCUUCUCUUCAGUCUUCCAAAAUGAGGUGUUCCUCCUCAGUCCAACCCUCUCCUCCGACAUUCGCGACCGCUUAUAUCGAGUCAUCAUGGCGGGAGGCGGCACGGUCAUCAGCGACGCGUCACGCCACGCGUCGCCGAUCAUCGUGAAAGCCCACGGCAGCACGGACCAAUCACACUCAUUAUCGCAUCCGUCGCAUCGCGUCGUCUCGUCGCAUUGGGUGUUCAGGUCGCAUCACGACAAUCGCUUGAUCGACCCCUCCUCCCAUCUCGUUCUCCGUCCCCUCCCCUGCACGAUCCCCCUCCCGGGAAUCCAAUCCUUCCAAUUCUGCGUAUCGCAAUACGGCGGCGCGCGCCGCAUGAACAUCCGCUGCCUCUGCAUCGCGCUCGGCGCGCUCCAUACAGAGAAGAUGGACCGUCGGACCUCGCAUCUCGUCUGCUCCGUGGCGUCCGGCGACAAGUACGAAUGCGCGAUGCGGUGGGGUAACGUGGCGGUGGUUACCGAGGAGUGGCUGCACGCGUGCGUGCGAGCCAAUGGGAUCGCGCCAACUGGACCGUUUCACCCCCCGCCGCCGAGUCUGAGCCAGCUGGAGGGGGGGCGGUUUGCCGUCACCCAGGGGGGCGCGCUUGCCGUGCGGAGGGGAGAGGCCGCGGGGAGAGGGGAGGAUGUGGGGAGGGGAGAAGUCGCCGGGAGGGGAGAAGUCGCCGGGAGGGGAGAGGCUGCAGGGAGGGAAGAGGCUGCGGAGAAGGGAGAGGCUGCGGGGGAGGGAGACGCUGUGGGGAAGCGGAAGGCUGAGGGGAAAGUCUGGGGGAAGUUGGAGUUCCCGGGGCGAAGGGACGGCGAAAUCUCACAUGAAGGGGGGUUGGCAAGGACACCGGCAGCAGGGAACGUUGCAGGGGCACGAAGGGGGGAGUCAGGGGUAGCAAGGGUAGGAGAGGCAGUAGAGGGAAGAGAUGCUGUGGGAGCAGUUGCGACCGCGGCGGAUGAAGGAAGGGGAUGGAAGGAGCCGGAUCAAAUGGAGUGGAUGGCGAAAGCAGGGCGAAAUGAGUGGCUGUCAGGGGGUGAUGGGGUUACCAGGGACGGCGACAGGGGUGAUGGGGCAGUGCGCGAGGGGAAAGGGGAUCAUGGGGCUAUGGUAAGCGUCAGGAAGGACGGGGAUGUACAGGAGAGGAAUCCCAAGAAUCAGGAGGAUGAAGGGAAUGAGGAGAAGGAUGAAGGGAAUGAGGAUAAUGAGGGGAGCAAGAGGAAGAGAGCAAGGCCGAUGGAGGAGAGAAGAGGCUUUGCGGCAGAGGGAGUAGCUGGGAGGAUGGUGGGGAAUGGCGUGGUGGUGAGUGCGGAAGAAAGUCGAUUUUCCAGCCCGAACCAUCCCAUUGCUGCUGUGACCUGUGUGUCCGCCCCUGGCGUAUACACUACUGCUGACGCAUCCCCUGCUGCUGCAGCCUCUGCUGCUGCUGUGGAGCGAAGAGUGGGAGGUGGAGAAUCGAGGCAGAGGGAUGAGGAAGUGGAGCAGACAACGGUAAAGGAGGGUGUGGAAAGGUGUGCAGUGGAAGCUGCAGGCAGUGGAAGCGCCACAGCUGCUUCUAACAGGUCCAAAAAAGUUUUUCCUGGGUGGGUGGGGACUAAUGGUGUCGAUCACGCCGAUGAGAGCGAUCUUGAUAAGAAUGCCGAUCAAGGGACUCUCUGUGACACUUCCAGAGGGGAUUGUGGUGAGCGCAGGGGGGACACGGAGGGUGCUGGUAACCAUUAUGAUGGAAAUACUGGUGGUGACGGUGCUGGUGAUGAUGGUGGUAACCGCAACGUGUGUAACACCGGUGAACGCACAGCAGGGGGUGGUGCAGGCGGGGAAGAUGGAGCAGGGGGAGAGGGAACAGGGGCUGACGCGGCUGGUGCUGUUGAUGAAUUGGCCAAUGAGGGGGAUCUGGCGUCGGCCAUUGAGACUCUUAUCACCUCCACCUCUGGGAUGCACGGAGAAAGGGCAAUCUCCACUAUUUACCCCGAAAAUGGCAGGAGCUUUCACAGCAGCAGCCAGGGGAGUCACGGGGGUGUCACGGGAACAGCGGUUGCCGAUCCAGCCGCCAAGGGAACUUCUCGGAAGGCUCCGCUUUCUCAAAUUAAGGGGCAGGCGCUUGUGCUGUCGCAUCAGAGCCGGGGAAAGAAUAGGGUGGGCGUGGGAACGGGGUUUGGAGCUCGGUUGGGAGCGGUGCUUACAGGUAAGGUGCACUGUGGGAGCACAGAGCAGCAUGAGAGGCAAAGUGGAGUUGCUCGUCCAGAGGGAUGGGAUAACGCCCGCAACAAGUUGACAGGCGGUGGAGGGGACUCUAUGAAAAUAGCAAACGAGGAGGUUUCAAAGAGUCAGCUUAGUGGGGCAGGUGGGAUUGAGGUGGGGGGGAGGGAUAGUGCAGGGAUUGAUAGUGGUGGAAUGGAUCUGCUUCUGAUGACCCAACCAGCUUCGGAGGUGGUUUCGUAUUCAUGUCGUGACGGGCACAGGGAUGCGGUGAUAGCUCAGGUGAAGGAGCAUGUGAGGAGACUCAAAAGCAGUGCCGGGAGUGGCAGCAUCUGUGGGAGUGGUUCUGGAGGGGGAGGGGCAGCAGGAGCGGGAGGGAGGGCGUGGAGGGAUGCUGUUGGCGUGUUGCCGUAUCUGCAAGGAUUGCUGCGAGCAGCAGGUGCCACUGCAGAGAUUGUUGUGGAGUCUCCAACUGAUUGA
Molecule: messenger RNA, 2706 nt
Organism: Closterium sp. Yama58-4
Lineage: Eukaryota; Viridiplantae; Streptophyta; Zygnematophyceae; Desmidiales; Closteriaceae
Source: the annotation of a GenBank genome assembly